This is a messenger RNA of Biomphalaria glabrata, 2293 nucleotides long. RefSeq lists its product as uncharacterized. The transcript is spliced from 15 exons. Bases 137 to 1954 code for a protein of 605 amino acids. The record is from RefSeq and is a predicted model, not a curated record. Gene Ontology annotation, molecular function: protein binding. Lineage: Eukaryota; Metazoa; Mollusca; Gastropoda; Planorbidae.
CCUUUAAAUGUGGAAACCUAUUCAUUGUUGCUACACAUCAUACUCUCUUUAUAUCCAGUAGACGCUAUGAGCACGGUGGCGUGCCCUAUUCAUCGCCAUUAUUUUUUAAGUGUGUUGACACACAGUGAACUGGAAAAUGUUACUUUGCCUUGUCUUUGUUUGCUUUAGUUUUAUUCGACCAGCCUUAUCUUACUCCUGGCGCCCUGAAGACGGAAGACCAGAGAAUGUAACGAACCUUGUGUGUUACCUCUACAACUGGAGAGAAUACAUCCGAUGCACUUGGGACCAUCCCCCCAGAAAUAAACAAAUCAUGGACAACAUUGAGGUGGAUUUCAUCUACAACUCUGAUCCUUCGAUUCUUAGAGUCGUGAGAUGUCCAGAGCUAACCAAAACAAGCUGUGUCAUGGCCUUUACUGGAUCCUAUGUCUACACAAUACAAAUAUCAGUAAUUAAUACAAUAACAAACGGUAGUGUGGAUCAUAUUUUUUCCUUCAUUCCAAGUGAACACGUAAAACCAGCUCCAGUUGAAGGUCUCAAAGCUUUCAUACAUAAUGGCUCGCUUCAGGUUACCUGGCACCAUCCGAAAAUAUAUUGGACAAAAACGUUUCAAAUAUUUCUUCAAACACAUAGUAGCACAACAUGGAGGCUUUAUAAAGAAGGCUGGCCCGAAGAGAAGUUGAUAAUUGAUGAUCUGAAGCCGUAUACGCCUAUCAAUAUCUCCGUGCUGUGUUGUCCAAAGAAAGGAUUUUGUAGUGAGCCCUCCAACAUUUCAUCCACCACACCGGCCAUUGCUCCUCCCAUGGGACCAGGCACUGUCAAUGGCAGUUAUCGAGCAGAAUCUUGCAAGCAUCGGCUCUACAGAGAUGUCACUCUAUUCUGGCAGAACAUCUUGGAAAUACCUCAGUAUGGUCCCUUGAAAGGAUUUACGUUAAACGAUGGGACCAGGGAACUACAUGUAACCAAUGUUUCAAAGCAAGCAACAAUACAACUUCCAUGUCACACUAGAGCCUCAGUGCAGAUAUUUGCCGAAAACACUGCCGGCAAUUCAACUCGACCUACAGUAAUGUCCGUAGCACCUGAUUUAUUCAAAGUUCCAGAAAGGCUUCAAAAGUCUCUAAUUGUGGAACUGAACAGGACUAGUGUAUUUAUACAUUGGAACAGUGGGGUGAAUCAAACAUAUGAAUACGUAUUGUUCUACUGUGCGGACCCGCCUGAGAGCCGUUUUGAUGACCAUUGCAAGACAACAAUAAAUAGGCAACAAUUGCCUAGAGGAGACUCAGAGAUAACUCUACCGUACGCCAGUCUCCUGGGAGACAACUCUAACCGGUCAUUAGUGGACUUGACUUUGGUGGCGUAUAGAUUUGGUCUGGCCAUGUAUGACAAGCUACAGGACCUGACGUCACCUAUUUUUUGGGCGGAGUGUUACUACAAUCUGACGGCGGCACUAGGUGACGUAACGAUAGUUGACGUCAUACCAGGAGAAGAAUCCGUGACGGUAUCGUGGAAUGUAGUGACAUGUUCAAAGUCUCCGAAGAUUAAAAUCACACAGUACAUCCUCCUGUACUGUAUUCAACAUUUAUGUGACAGUCCCAAUACCGUUGAAUUGAGUUCGACAGAAUCGUUCUAUACGAUCCGACAUCUACAAGCAGACCAAAAGUACCAAGUGGCUGUUGUCGCUCAAUCCUAUGACAGAAUAGCAAAUUAUUCAAUCAAGCAGUGGCGAUCAUUUCAACCUUUGACUGUUCCAAAUAACUGGAUAAGUUUCAUGGCUGUCUCUCUUGGAACAGUUAGUACCCUUCUUGUCGGACUAAUGAUUAUAUUUGUCUACAGGCAAUGUCGACGGAGUCAACGAACCGUGAAGCACUUCCAGAGCAACAUAAAUCUAGUGACACUGUUACCUCCCUUGACAACAAAAGAGAAAGACCGUGACCUACAUUCAACUUUGACCCAUUGAACUUUGACUUAUUCUACAUCCGGGUUUGCAUGAGAUAUAAACUUAUCGAUGGCGACUUUCUUUUAUCUUGGAUUGGAACGGUCUAGGUAUCAACGUCUUUCCACGGGUCCUUGUAGAUCAAGACAUUUAUAUAUUUAUAUUAUGAUGAUAUUCAUAUCUCGAGUUUUAUACAUACUUUUAAAAGUUACUUUUAUACAUAUUUCAAGUGCAUUAAAAUAUAUAUUUUAUCUUUUUGAGCUUCGGAACGCAAUGUCAAUCACUUUUAUUCUUUAUACAAUUAUUUUUAUACAAGCUGCAACUAAAAUUGAAAGUCAAUUGUAAUAAAAUAACAUAAAAAUA